This is a messenger RNA of Pectinophora gossypiella (pink bollworm), 1405 nucleotides long. RefSeq names its product 4'-phosphopantetheine phosphatase. Bases 197 to 1282 code for a protein of 361 amino acids. The record is from RefSeq and is a predicted model, not a curated record. Gene Ontology annotation, cellular component: cytosol; nucleus. The transcript is spliced from 5 exons. NCBI's taxonomy places the organism in Eukaryota, Metazoa, Arthropoda, Insecta, Lepidoptera, Gelechiidae. Gene Ontology annotation, biological process: coenzyme A biosynthetic process. Gene Ontology annotation, molecular function: ATP binding; pantothenate kinase activity.
UAUAAUGUCAUUUGUGGAAAAAAAUACUGUCAAGAGAAGAGACAAGCGAGAUAAUUUUGAUAAGAUAAUUAGGUAUAAUAGCGUCUUUAUUUGUAUAUUGAUAACGAUAAAAUAUUACAAUGGGAUAAGGGAAAUGUAAAUAAUAUAAAUUAUUAUUUAACCUGCCGCGGCUUUUGUUAUUGGGACCGCUCACAGGAUGGAACAUUUUGGUCUCUCCCACAUAUUGUACGAGCCAGAUAAAUAUAAUCCUGAUACUUUGGACUUGCUGGCAGAUGAAGAAGCAAGGGAAUAUUGGCUCAACACUUGCGAGAAAUUAGUGGAGAAGUACGUAAACUUUGCGUUAGCAAACACCGAUGAUCCGACUGUUGAAAUUCGAGCCCUCAAAUUCAAAACAUGUUACGUGGAGGCUCUGAAGGAACUCAGAAUAAAUCCUCUCGCUCAUGGACAGUUAACAAUACGAUCUCUUCUGGAUAUCAAUGAAACCUGUUUGAGAUCUCAAGGAUUUUUUGAUUUAUGGAAGCAACAAAAGAAAUUUGAAAAUGAAACUGCACUUGCAUCCCUUGCAAGAAGAUUAGCAGAAAUAGAUGCUUUGCCCGAUGAUAGGCAGCGAUGGGUUGAGCUCUGCAGAGGUGUUUUGGCAGGAAAUAUGUUUGAUUGGGGUGCACAGGCAGUAGCCACCAUGCUGAACUCAGGACUGUAUGAAGCCCUUCAGAAAAUACAAAAAAGGCCAUGGCUGUUUGAUGGAUUAGACAAAUGGCUUGAAAAAUUAGAGAAAACAGUUCAUCACUGUGCUGCCAUAUUUGUAGACAAUAGUGGAGUAGAUAUAGUACUAGGCAUAUUGCCAUUUGUCAGAGGACUGUUGCUCAGAGGCACAUCAGUCAUUCUAUGUGCAAACGAGUGGCCAGCUUUAAACGAUGUAACAAAUGUGGAGUUAGAAGAAAUACUACAAGCAGCUUCUCUCAUUUGUCCAGUCCUUUCUGCAGCCUUGGCCACUGGGGAUUUAGUUGUGAGAUCAAGUGGUCAGAGAGGUCCCUGUCUAGAUCUAAAGACUAUUAGUGUAGCUCUCUGUAACGAAAUGAAGGUGCGUGGUGUGGACCUAAUAAUACUAGAAGGAAUGGGCAGAGCCCUUCAUACGAAUUUUAAUGCUCGCCUUGCCGUCGACUCACUUAAGUUGGCUGUUGUAAAGAAUAUGUGGCUUGCUCAACGCCUUGGGGGACCACUGUUCUCAGUCAUCUUCAUAUAUGAAGACAAACCUACUCAAAUACCACAUAAAACGUGUUGAUUACCCCACUAUUCAUUAAGUUUUGACUACAACAUAUUUCCAUAAGUGCAUUCAUAUGUGAAUGCAUAGACCUGUGUUGACAUCUUAUGGCGUUUUUUCGGAAUAUAUUGAGUGUUACCCUGA